CGGUGGCGGCGGUAGCGGUCGCGGCGGCGCGAGCACAGUCCCGACGCGGCAGCGCGGUGGCGGCGGCGGCUCCACCGGGCGGCCCCCUCCCUUCGCGCCCUCUCCCCUCCCCUCCGCGCUGCUCCCCUAGGCGCCGGACUCCACUGAGGGGCUGUGGAGGGAGAACGCGGUUUCCCGGGCGCAACGGAUUAGUCGGAAGGGUCAACUUACUGUCCUGAAAAAUCCAUUCUCCCAAGUAAGAAGGGACAGAAGAAAGACCACUUUGUAAGAAAGGCUUUGGUAUCCCAUGAACGAGUCAGCAGAACACCGAUUGGGGUGCACCAGGACUCCGGAGCCAGAUAUAAGGCUCAGAAAAGGGCACCAACUUGAUGAUAUAAGAGGAGACAGUAAUGGCAACCACCAAGAAGCUUUGGAGCACAUUUUAGAAACAUCUGUUUGUUCUUCAUGUCAUAAAAAUAACUCUGAGGAACAUGAGUGCAGUAAUGACAAUUCCCAGGAGGACGAGGGGUUUAUGGGCAUGUCCCCUCUCUUACAAGCCCAUCAUGCUAUGGAAAGAAUGGAAGAGUUUGUUUGUAAGGUCUGGGAAGGUCGAUGGCGAGUAAUCCCUCAUGAUGUGCUACCGGACUGGCUUAAGGACAAUGAUUUCCUUCUCCAUGGACACCGGCCUCCUAUGCCUUCUUUCCGGGCCUGUUUUAAGAGCAUUUUCAGAAUACACACAGAGACAGGCAACAUUUGGACACAUCUCCUAGGUUGUGUAUUCUUCCUGUGCCUGGGGAUCUUUUAUAUGUUUCGCCCAAAUAUAUCCUUUGUGGCCCCUCUUCAAGAGAAAGUGGUCUUUGGAUUAUUUUUCUUGGGAGCCAUUCUCUGCCUUUCAUUUUCAUGGCUCUUCCACACAGUCUACUGCCAUUCAGAAGGGGUCUCCCGACUCUUCUCUAAAUUGGAUUACUCUGGUAUUGCUCUUCUGAUUAUGGGAAGUUUUGUUCCUUGGCUUUAUUAUUCUUUCUACUGUAAUCCACAACCUUGCUUCAUCUACUUGAUUGUCAUCUGUGUGCUGGGCAUUGCAGCCAUUAUUGUCUCCCAGUGGGACAUGUUUGCCACCCCUCAGUAUCGGGGGGUCAGAGCAGGAGUGUUUCUGGGCUUAGGCCUGAGUGGAAUCAUCCCCACCUUGCACUAUGUCAUCUCAGAGGGCUUCCUGAAGGCUGCCACCAUUGGGCAGAUAGGCUGGCUGAUGCUCAUGGCCAGCCUCUAUAUCACAGGAGCUGCCCUCUAUGCUGCCCGCAUCCCUGAACGCUUCUUCCCUGGCAAAUGUGACAUCUGGUUUCACUCUCAUCAGCUGUUCCACAUCUUUGUGGUUGCUGGUGCCUUCGUUCACUUCCAUGGCGUCUCAAACCUGCAGGAAUUCCGUUUCAUGAUUGGUGGGGGCUGCACUGAAGAGGAUGCACUGUGAUACUUACCAGUAGCCAGGGACUGAGACCCUGAACCCAGACCUGCAGCUCCCGCAGGCCUCUUACUGGCUGUCGGUGCCAGUGCCAGAGAAGCCCCAAAACUUGGACAGCUUCAUGGGCCUUGUGAUGGCCCAGGGGCUCCAUGGGGUACAAGACUAAGAAGAGAAAAACAAAAAUAAAUUAUACCUCAAAGGAUGAAGUGCAUCAAUUUGGAGAAAAGGAGAAAUAGCCCAUAUGCUGACUUCUCUUGGGGUCUACCGAUGGAGAGCUUUCAAGAUCUUGGCAAACUGACUUCUGAUCUGUAUCCUAUUUAUUUGUAGAAGAUGGGGAAGCAGUUUUAUCUGGUGGUCCUUUCUUCUCCCUUUCUCUUUCCUUAAAACAGUAAUACAUGUGAGUACCACGCGCCAGUUGUUUGCGCCACUGGAGCUCCUUAAAACAAUAAUCAAAACCAAUUUAGGUGAACAUUUAUAUCCCAUAAAAGGGUGGGAGUACGAUUUUAGGCGCUCCUUUGGGAGAACAAAGAAAUUAAUGUAAAUAAGAUUUCUAAUUUACUGUUUAAAUAAGAAUUUAUAUAAACAUUUAAAACAUAGGGGCGGGGGAGGGAGGGAGAAUUUUUGUAAAGAAUGAAACAUGCAAGUACCACACACUGUUUCAAUCUUGCACAAAGUGACCGAAGAAGGAUGAAGUGGUAGCUCCAGAAUGCAGGAUGUCUUGGUGCACCAAGGUGCCUUCCACAGGCUGACAUACUUGGAUCCUGGUGGGGCAGAGGUUCCUGCCCGAGCCCACAGAUUUCCUGACCACUCUAAGACAGAGAGCCUUAGGGGUUCUGAGGGAGAGGGAGAAGUGGAGGGAGCAGGUGUGAGCUUUCUCAGAGGAAGCAGAGCAUAAAUGACCAACAGGAUGUUAGGUAAAGGUUCUAGUUCAGGUGUCAUUUGAGACUGUCAUGUGGCCAGGGAUCCUUUAGUCCUGCCAUGGAUGCUGAUAAAGAGGGGAUGAAGAUGGAGGAGGACCUCUGGGGGCAUUAGUGUAGGAGCUUGUCUUGUUUUUUCCUGGCAUCCCGUUUAGGUGAUAGUUUCUUACCUGAGUAGAGGUGCGGCAGUUUUCGAGGUCCUUGCUAUGAAGCUCUGGGCCAUUUGGCAAACUUUUCUCUAUUAAGUAUCACUGCCCUGACUACCCUUCUUCACCCUGGAAAUUAAAAACUGCCUUCUUUGGCAUCAUAGCUCUUGGCAUGGAGCCAGCCAAGAUUCUGAUGUGCAUAGGUCCCACUUGAGGUGUCCCAUAGGCAGGUUGGGAAAGCCAUGGACUAGGAAUUUGAACUAGGAAUGGGUUUUUCCUUUUGUGUUGUCUUGGCAAGCUUAGAGUGACAGACUUUUCAGCUCUCCUUGAAUAAGAAAGCCAACAGUACCCACCAUGAACAGUCAGCACUCACCAAAUCCUACUUUGCAAGGGUAAUGUUAAAAAGAGAACAGUAUAUUAUUGUCGGGGAGUCUGGUAACAUAAGCCCACAAUCUGAAUUGCUGCUACAAGUUACAAAUAAUUUCUCUUGUCCUCUGGCCACCUUGUUAUGGUUUUGAGAGUGGGGGGUGGGAAGAAGUGGGACCUGCCUCCUAGAAUUCUGAUUUGGGCCCCUGAACGAGAAGCUAAGCACUUGAGUGAGUCUUGGGUUGCUGCUCUCCAAGACUUGAGGCUGUGGCAUUCCAUCCUGGAGAUUGUAGCUAUUGGAAUGAAACACCCCAGGCCCCAGACAUCCUCAGAAGGGAUGCUUGGGAUUAUGAGAAGGCUGUCCUGUUUAUUCAGUAGUGUUUUCAUGGCUAUUGUUCUGCUUUUCCCUUCAAAUCUUCAGUUACAGCUGGAGAUCCAGGAAAAAAAGACUCCAUUGUAAAACUUGGGAAGAACUUAGGAGUAUUUGGGUUCUGGAUAAGGUCACUGACCUAGGUAAACCAAAAGAAGAUUCAGUGUGUGAAUGGUGCUGUGCUGGACAGAAUUAAGAACAGUGUUAAUCCCUUGAGAAAACAGUUUGGCUGGACAGUGUCCAUCUGGAAGGAAGCUCACCUAGGUUUGUGGGAACAAGAGCAUGUAUCAGAAGCCAGACUUGCUUUCUGGUCAUGUACUUUGGAAUAUAGGGUAUGAGAUCCACCCUGUGACAACACCUGCAGAAGCAGAGGUCUUUGGGUCCAAAGCAGGAAGAAUCUGGUUCAACAUAGCACAAACUCUUAGGAUAAGAGAACCAACACCACCAGUGUGUAGUCCAGUAACCUCCCUUUCUGGGGGUGCGUGUGGGCACCUGUGUGCCCGAGUGUGUCUGCGCAGCUCACUACCAACAGCCUCCUUGUGCACUUGACCUUGUGGUGCCUCGGGGAACUCACCAGGUUGGCGCCUGAAUGCCUUACUCUGAGCAGUCUGAGGCUUGCUUGCUCUGCAUACAUGUUUAACUUUCUUUUUGACCCUAGGCUGAUUAGGACCUGUAUACCUUCAUUCUUAAUAGUGGCCUUUUUCAGUAUUUCCCCUCUCCCCUUUAUAAGUUGCUGAAGUCACAAAGCACACUUUUGGGGAUCAUAGAAGGUUGGGGUUCCAGAAGGCAUCUGUGUAAUGGUUCCAUUCACUAUGGGGUUUCCCUAUUUGCUGUCUUCUCAGUUUCUCUAAUAAAAAGAGCCAAAUGGAAGAUGGA
This is a messenger RNA of Nannospalax galili (Upper Galilee mountains blind mole rat), 4113 nucleotides long. RefSeq names its product adiponectin receptor 2 (gene Adipor2). Bases 287 to 1447 code for a protein of 386 amino acids. NCBI's taxonomy places the organism in Eukaryota, Metazoa, Chordata, Mammalia, Rodentia, Spalacidae. The transcript is spliced from 8 exons. Gene Ontology annotation, molecular function: signaling receptor activity. Gene Ontology annotation, biological process: adiponectin-activated signaling pathway. The record is from RefSeq and is a predicted model, not a curated record. Gene Ontology annotation, cellular component: plasma membrane.